AUGAAGUUCGCCAUCGUUAUCGCCGCCUUCACGGCCUGUAUUAUGGCUCUGCCUACUCUUCCUCGCUCCGGUCAUGCUCAGGUCAACGCCGACGAGUCCUACCUUCCCAUGAAGGCUCGGGCCGAGACGAGCGCCGAUGAAUCCUAUCUCCCUAUGAAACGCGCAGAAACGAGCGCUGACGAAUCAUACGAGCCUAUGAAGAGAGCAGAGACUAGUGCCGACGAGUCCUACUUGCCAAUGAAGGUUCGUGCCGACACCAGCGCCGACGAAUCCUACUUGCCCAUGUAA
This is a messenger RNA of Colletotrichum spaethianum, 288 nucleotides long. RefSeq lists its product as uncharacterized. The record is from RefSeq and is a predicted model, not a curated record. Bases 1 to 288 code for a protein of 95 amino acids. The transcript is spliced from 2 exons. NCBI's taxonomy places the organism in Eukaryota, Fungi, Ascomycota, Sordariomycetes, Glomerellales, Glomerellaceae.